AUGCUAUGCCUGCCACCCAACCACGCAGCCAGCCAGCCCUUCAACCUCCCAGCCACAUUGCCACCCAGACAACCCUUCAACCACCCAGCCACCCAGCCCUUCAACUACCCAGCCACCCAGCCCUUCAACUACCCAGCCACCCAGCCCUUCAACUACCCAGCCACCCAACCCUUCAACCACCCAGUCACCCAGCCCUUCAACCACCCAGCCACCCAGCCCUUCAACCACCCAGCCACACAGCCCUUCAACUACCCAGCCACCCAGCCCUUCAACCACCCAGCCACCCAGCCCUUCAACCACUCAGCCACACAGCCACAUUGCCACCCAGACAGCCCUUCAACCACCCAACCCUUCAACUACCCAGCCACCCAGCCCUUCAACCACCCAGCCACACAGCCCUUCAACCACCCAGCCACCCAGCCAGCCACCCGGCAGCCAGCCCUUCCCAGCCACCCAGGCAGCCAGCCCCCCUUCAGCCACCCAGGCAACCAGCCCUUCAGCCAUCUGGGCAGCCAGCCCCUCAACCACAGCCACCCAGGCAACCAGCCCUUCAGCCACCCAGCCACCCAGGCAACCAGCCCUUCAGCCACCCAAGCAGCCAGCCCUUCAGCCACCCAGCCACCCAAGCAGCCAGCCCUUCAGCCACCCAGCCACCCAGGCAACCAGCCCUUCAGCCAUCUGGGCAGCCAGCCCUUCAACAACAGCCACCAAGGCAGCCAGCCCUUCAGCCACCCAGCCUCCCACCCACCCAGUCAGCCAGCUAGACAUUGCCACACUCACUGG
Salvelinus namaycush (lake trout) is the source of this 783-nucleotide messenger RNA. RefSeq names its product spore coat protein SP85-like. The record is from RefSeq and is a predicted model, not a curated record. The transcript is spliced from 4 exons. The annotation marks the transcript as partial. Lineage: Eukaryota; Metazoa; Chordata; Actinopteri; Salmoniformes; Salmonidae.